Molecule: messenger RNA, 836 nt
Organism: Rhincodon typus (whale shark)
Lineage: Eukaryota; Metazoa; Chordata; Chondrichthyes; Orectolobiformes; Rhincodontidae
Product: mesogenin-1-like
Exons: 2
Coding region: 40-807 (255 amino acids)
Biological process (GO): mesoderm formation; regulation of transcription by RNA polymerase II; somite rostral/caudal axis specification
Cellular component (GO): nucleus
Molecular function (GO): RNA polymerase II cis-regulatory region sequence-specific DNA binding; protein dimerization activity; DNA-binding transcription factor activity, RNA polymerase II-specific
Source: RefSeq, a predicted model, not a curated record
AAAGGAGAGGAGAAAGAAUAUUCAUCUAGUUGGCACAUCAUGGAUGUGAGACUACCAAAGCUUCUGCACCAAGACUACAUGACAUCCUCAGAAUAUGGGGCACUGAGAGACUGCAAUUCUCUCACUUCAGGGAGUAAUGGACCAACAGAAUGGAGCUACAGCAACUCAGACCCCAACUCCCUCAUGGAUUCCACACCUUGCAGUUGCUUGCCAACCUCUCCUGUUGAUUCUUGUAAAUUAUCUCCUCGAUCUCUCUCUCGCACGUCCACCCAAAGUGCCCGCAGCUACCCGUGUAAAACUAACAGCCUCCCUGCCCCUUCAGAGGACAAGGGGGAGGAGGGCCAGCAGGUGAGGAAGAUCCAUUUGCGUUAUCCCGGCAGAGAGAGGCAAAGCGCCAGCGAGAGGGAGAAGCUGAGGAUGAGGGGCCUGGCCAAAGCCCUGCACAACCUGAGGACCUACCUACCCCCUUCGGUGGUGCCAGUGAGCCAGAGCCUGACCAAGCUGGAGACCCUACGCCUCACCAUCCGCUACAUCUCGCACCUCACCGAGCUGCUGAGGCUGAGCGAAGAGAGCCCCUCAGAGGGCAGCGACACUGAGGGCACCUACCAGGGCUACCCUCAGGACCUGGGCUACUGUCAGAACAAGUCAGAGAGCCCUCCAUCAGAGUGUCUGUCACAUCCAGAUGACUCUCUAAUGAAGACCGAACGUCACAUGCUAUCAGGCUUUCAAGAUGUGGCACUCUGUCAGAGUUUCACAGAGAACAAUGGGAAUCUGCAGCUGGUCCCCUGGUAUCCAUGGCAACAUUAAGACCCCACUGGGCCUGACAUAUUCUGAGA